AUGUCUUCUGCUGGCGCUCCUAAACCGCCCCGGCGGCCCUCGGUGAAUCACAUCCGAGGCAUCCUCCAUCUCCAUCUCCACCCCGUCCAAAUUCGAUUAACUCAGCACCUACAAAACCCACUGCCCACCACCGCCGAUCGACAUCACCUCCGGCAAUAUCAUGUAACAGCAGUGAAAAUGGCCCAUCAGGAGCCUCACUCCGGCCUCGCCGCGCGCAUCCCCGCCGGCGCAUGGGACUCGCACAUGCACAUCAUCGACCCGAUAAACUACGCCCUGGACCCCGAUGCGGCCUACCAGCCCAGCACCUUCACCCUCGCCCAGGCGCUCACCUUCGAGGCCUCGGUCGGCAUUGGCAACAUUGUCAUCGUGCAGCCGUCUAUUUAUGGCGUCGACAACGCAUGCAUGCUGGAUGCCCUGGGUGAGCUCGGCCCCCAGCGUGGACGCGGCGUCGUGCAGUUUGAUCCCGCCACGACAUCGCCAGCACUACUCAAGGAAUGGCAUGAACUGGGCGUCCGCGGCGUCCGACUCAACAUUCAGUCGAAUGGACGCGAAGUUGAUGCCCAAGAACUGUCGAUUCUACUGCACCAGUACGCCGACGCCGUGAGAGACCUCGGUUGGGUCGUCCAAGUCUACAUCUCCAUGCCUCUUAUCCCCCUUCUCGAGCCCAUCGUCCCAACCCUCAACGUGCGCUUCUGCAUCGACCAUAUCGGCCACCCAAUCCUCAAGGACCACUCCGGCUCCAACCCCUACGACAUCGCUGGCUUCUCUUCUCUCGUGCGCCUUCUGCAGGACGGCCAUACGUACCUCAAGCUCUCUGCGCCUUAUCGCAUCAGCCAGGUUCCAGGCUACGGCGACCUCGAACCGAUCUCAAAGGAACUGCUGAAGUUGUUUGGAAAGACUCGCAUCGUCUUUGCAACAGAUUGGCCGCACACGCGCUUCGAGGGACUCGACAUUCGCCCGUGGAUGGAGACAGUGCUGGAUUGGUGCGCCGACGACGACGUGCUCCUCGAGAGACUCUUCAGGGGCAACGCCGAGGAUCUGUGGGAUGUUGCGAAGGACUGA
Messenger RNA from Ilyonectria robusta, 1062 nucleotides. RefSeq lists its product as uncharacterized. NCBI's taxonomy places the organism in Eukaryota, Fungi, Ascomycota, Sordariomycetes, Hypocreales, Nectriaceae. Bases 1 to 1062 code for a protein of 353 amino acids. Gene Ontology annotation, molecular function: hydrolase activity. The record is from RefSeq and is a predicted model, not a curated record. The transcript has a single exon.